AUGGCCGGUGUCUGGAACCACGAGGAGCGAACGGUGUUGAUGAUCCUCAACGAAGACUACCCCGACCUCACUCGAGAGCAGCGGCACGACAUCUUCUACCGCAUCUUCGAUCACCAACUACGGAGUGCGGGUCGUAGGUACCAGCCACAAGACCUGCAAGACCAGGUGAGUGUUCUCUUCCGCGCGCAGCAACGUUCAAUACUGACAAAUCAUGUAGUGGAAGCAGCGCAAUGCCCCUGGCAGACAGAUUGAGAUGUGGAACGACAUCGACACAGCGUCCCCAGACCCGGCGCAGCGGACUCGAGUGGCAAGUAUGCGAGCCAUUCAGACUCACGCUGCUCGCAGCGGGGCUACCAACUUCGUGACUGGACAGGUGAACCAGCCGAUCGCUCUUGGCAAUCACGUCUCCUACGUUCCAGUUCGAGGCCGCCCUGCGGGAGGCAACAACAAUUCUACUCCGGCACCAUCAUCCCGAAUCACCCGUAGUAACGCUCCCAAAGACGAUCAGUCGGGCGAGAACAAGCGCCAGCUUCGCAGCAGCACAGCCCGCCGUGGUGGUGAGAAGAAGGAAGAGCCGGGAAAAGAGGAAGGUCCUCGUGGUACUUUGAAAGAUAUGCCCAUGGAGGUCGCGAAGGAUACCCGUCUUCUACGCAUGGUUCAUUUCUGCGAGAUCUUCCUCACCGAAGGCAAACCAACCCUCGAUACAUCCCGCAGCGUCGGUCCGGUUGCAGAAGACAGCAAGCUAUAUCAACUCGGAGGACCAGUUGCUCAGCUCCAUAUCGAAGACAAGACCUUCGAUGUGAUCGUCUGCGUCGUCUCAGACUGCACCUUCUGCAGUAGGAAACGGCGACCAGCCGAUCUGAAGCAGCGCACGGCCAUGGCUCGCGCCGCAGAGAGCAACAGCCAGAUCGAACCUGAGAAAAGCGGCUUCUACAAUCUGCCGUUUGUGCAUCGUGGUCGAGACUGCAAGCUGAUUGGGGGUGUCAUGCUGUUCAGGCCACAAGGCUGGAUUGGCCCUCCUCCAAAGAAUACUGUGGCUGGCAACGUCCUCUUCGACGACAGAUACUAUCAACCCAAUGGCCAGGUGGGACAAGUCUCAGCCCGCGACGCACUGCUUUGCAAGGCCGAGGAAUGUCCCGUCUGCAUGCAAGCAGCAAAAGAAGAAGCCGCCAAGGAGAAAGUAGACCAGGAGGAGCCGAAUCAGGGGAAAGCAUAUCAGCUGCGAUCACGGCACGAAAAAGUGACGAGCAACGUCCCUCAGGUCAACAAUCCCAACUCGAGCGUCUUGCUGCAUCCAAAACGCGUGGCCUGCGAACUUCCGACCUUCGCGUGCCUCCCGAUGACGAUCAUCCCCUCCAAAUGA
Messenger RNA from Lecanosticta acicola, 1363 nucleotides. Lineage: Eukaryota; Fungi; Ascomycota; Dothideomycetes; Mycosphaerellales; Mycosphaerellaceae. The record is from the annotation of a GenBank genome assembly.